Molecule: messenger RNA, 3916 nt
Organism: Amphibalanus amphitrite
Lineage: Eukaryota; Metazoa; Arthropoda; Thecostraca; Balanomorpha; Balanidae
Exons: 2
Coding region: 589-3417 (942 amino acids)
Biological process (GO): DNA integration; proteolysis
Molecular function (GO): aspartic-type endopeptidase activity; nucleic acid binding; zinc ion binding
Source: RefSeq, a predicted model, not a curated record
AUCGUGAUCCUGUGUUGGGAACUUUCCAUCAUGCCGUGCCUGUGUGCGCCGGGCGGCGCCGGCCGAGUAGCGCGGGCGCGGACUCGAGCGCGCGGACCAAUCGGCAGCCGCCACGACCGCGGUGACCCCGCCGAGCUGACCGGCGCGGCGGUCGGGUCAGACAGUGCGCGCGGUGCGGCCGGUCGAGGCUGAUGUGUUCUUUUGGCGCUUAUUUGAACUCUUUCGUUACGUAUUCAUUCUUGCUUUUACGUUAAUAUACUACAUUGGCGACAAGGAUCAAGAAUUAAGUUAAUAGCGCUCAAGAUAUCAAGAUGUAUCAGGCACCAGCUCCGCCGGAGUUCCUCUCCAAGCCGGGACAGCGUCCUGGUAACUGGCAGGCGUGGUUCGAGGACUUCAUCAUGUACGGAACUGGCCGCCGCGCACGAUCGUGGUCUGCAGCGGAAAGCCUUGCUGCAGGGCACCGUGAGCUCUCAGUCACCAGCACCAGUGGAGGUCGCGUUCGCCGGACGCCGGAACAGCGCCCCAGCGCGGAGGACACCACAGAAACAGCUUGCAGGUGGGAAGUCUGGGACAUGUCGAGCAUGUGGUAUGAAGGGCCACUGGGCUAAAGAUAAAGUCUGUCGAGCAAAGUCUCAGAAGUGUUGGAAGUGUGGCUCUCUGGGCCACUUCAGCAACUGUUGUCCCAACCAGAGUAAGAGUGUCGAUGCUGUACAAAUUCUGUCAGUGUCUGCCCAAGAUGUCAAUGCUGUUCGUGAGGUGCCAUGUCCGUACUACACCGUGACCAUCAACAGACACCCAGUGAGGAUGCUAGUCGACACCGGUUCUGCGGUAAGCAUCAUUCCAGCGAGGCUCUACCACCAGAACUUCAGCAGCGUUCAGCUGCGGCCAGCGGGUCCGCUAUCUCAGUGGAACGGCAGCGGCAUCAACGUCCUGGGGAAGAUGACGGUGACCGUCCGUGGACCUGACUCUGGAGAGGUGCUCGCAGACAUCUACGUCGCGGUGGGACAGCUGCCACUCAUGGGCAGGGACCUGCAGCAGCAGCUGGCACUGACCGUGCGUCACGGCAACGUGGUCUGUCAGGUGAGCAGUCAGGUGCUGCCAGCGAUCCGAGGGUACGUGCACAAGGUACGUCUUCGACCUGACGCCGUCCCCGUGCAGCUGCCGCUGAGGACAAUGCCGUACGCUCUGAGAGAUGAGGUAGGUGCCCAUCUGGAGGACUUGGAGCGGCAGGGUAUCAUUGAGCGAGUGGAUCGUGCUGCAUCUCCAUGGCUCUCACCGAUCGUAGCCAUCCGUAAAAGGGGAGGUAAAGGUCUACGGAUUUGCCUCGACUUGUCUGAGGUGAACAGAGCUGUCAUCUCAAAUGGUCAUCCAAUUCCUGACAUGCAGGAGAUGCUGGAGAAGCUGCGUGGUGCGAAGUGCAUGUCGACUCUAGACAUGAAGUCGGCGUACCACCAGUUGGAGCUCCACGAGUCGUCCAGGGACCUGACGGCGUUCAUCCACGACGGCCAGACCUGGAGGUAUCGAAGAUGCUGCUUUGGGUUGAAGAGCAUGCCGCAGUGCUUCCAGAAGCUGAUGGAGUGUGUGCUGACCGGUGUUCCAGGGGUGCAUGUGUACCUCGACGAUGUGAUCGUCACUGGGGGCAGCCGGCAAGAGCACGAUGACCACCUCCAACAGGUUCUUCGGCGACUGGAGGACCACAACAUCACGCUGAACCGUCAGAAGUGCAAGAUCGGAGUGACGUCGGUGGACUUCCUGGGUUUCACCGUGACUGACGGCAGGAUCUCCGUGUCGUCUGAGCGCGUCCAGGGCCUGCGUAGCCUGGCGGUGCCGAAGUCGAAGAAGGAGCUGCAGGCUGUGCUGGGUUCCCUGGGCUUCUACUGUAAGUUUGUUCCAGGUUACAGUACCCGCGUCGAAUCUCUCAGACGCCAGCUGAGGAAGGAUGCUCCAGAGUUCGCCUGGACUCCAGAGAUGGAUGCGGCGUUCAACGACGUCCGGCAGGCGAUCCUCGACUCUGACGCCCUGUCGAUGUUCGACCCCAGCCUGCCGACCGUUGUCACGACGGACGCCAGUGAUGUCGGCUUGGGAGCCGUCUUGAGCCAGGUACAUCCUGAGGGCGAGAGAGUCGUCGCCUUCGCUUCGUCCACGCUCAACGCUGCACAACGGAGGUACAGUGUCACAGAGCGUGAGGGGUUAGCGUGCGUCUGGGCCUGUGAAAAAUGGCACAAAUAUCUGUGGGGUCAAGAGUUCGUGCUACGUACCGAUCAUGCUGCCUUGAAAUCGCUGUUGACUGUCAGGGGUGUUGGUCGUGCCGGCAUGAGGAUGUCUCGCUGGGCGGUGCGCCUGAUGAACUACUCGAAAUGGCCAGAGAUGGCGUUUGUCCGUGAACCGUCAAGUGAUGCUGUCAUUGACUUUCUGCUGACUGUGACGUCACGGGAGGGAUGGCCAAGGGAGGUUGUCACUGAUAACGGUACUCACUUCACAUCUGUGAAGUUUGGACAGUUUCUGAAGAAGCAUGGUGUCAAGCAUGUCCGAGUGUCACCGUAUCACCCUGCAGGUAGUGGUGCUGUAGAGCGUUUGAAUCGUGACAUCAAAUCUGCUCUCCAGAUGGCGGACCAGCAGUCGGUGGACCGCCGACAGUACCUGCAGUCCUACCUCCGCACGUACCGAGCGACGCCGCACGGAACGACCGGCCGGAGCCCGUCCGAGCUGCUCCACGGCCGGCAGAUGCGGACGGACCUGGACAGCGCAGUCGCACCGGAAGGUGGCAGCACCGGAGACGCCGCCUUGCGACAACGGGUCAGCCGAAAGCAGCGCCAGAUGAAGCGACACUUCGACAACAGGAAGCGGGUCUGUGCACCGACCAUCCAGGUGGGAGACUGGGUCCGGUAUCGGGUGAUGCCGCGGCCACGUAAAGGACGCCCGCGUUUCUCGUCACCGUGUCGUGUAACUGCUCGUCGUGGACCUGCUUCGUAUGAGCUGGAGGGUGGAGUGCGUGUCCACGCGGAGCGCCUGUCUCGCUGCUCACCACCCGAUCUUCCCAGGUCUGCACCGUCUCCUGGGUGCACUGGAGUACCGGAGGCCGAGGUGGACCUGCCCUGUCAGCCAGUCACAGACUCUGCUGCGUCGUCGACCGUCGGGCUGCGACGGCGAGCGCCAAUCGCAGUCGACGCCGCUGCCAGCGCUGCCACUGGCGACGUGACGUCGGAGCAGUCGUCCGUCGCCGGAGCAGCCGCAGCGCCUAGCCUACCUCGCGACGCUGGCGAUGGUGCUGUUCAUCGUGCUGGAGAUCACCAGGCGGAAACCGGGACGACGACGACCGAGCGUGCGGGUGACGAGUCGGCGUCACCUUCGGAGCCGGCUUCGCCGUAUCGAACGCGUAGUGGACGUGUCGUACGUGCGCCGGAUCGCUUUGUUUAAGGGGGAAGAAAAGUGUGGUAUCGUGAUCCUGUGUUGGGAACUUUCCAUCAUGCCGUGCCUGUGUGCGCCGGGCGGCGCCGGCCGAGUAGCGCGGGCGCGGACUCGAGCGCGCGGACCAAUCGGCAGCCGCCACGACCGCGGUGACCCCGCCGAGCUGACCGGCGCGGCGGUCGGGUCAGACAGUGCGCGCGGUGCGGCCGGUCGAGGCUGAUGUGUUCUUUUGGCGCUUAUUUGAACUCUUUCGUUACGUAUUCAUUCUUGCUUUUACGUUAAUAUACUACAUACACCUAGAGUGCAUAUUGAUAGGCUGUAGGCGGUUUUUUUUCUUCAGAAAAUAUCAGAUAAUGCAGCGCUACUUAAUUCCACAUAGCGAUUAUAGGCAAUCUGUUUUCCAAGCGUUUCGGAUGCUUCUUCUUUUCCUAGGCACACUUUAAACUCUAUGGAACACUGGGUAGACCAUUUGAUGACCGCAAGUCGAUCCCCAAAGCCCCAACUGAUU